UAUGUGGUUAUUCACGGCAGAGAAAUUGAUUUUUUACUUAUUCUAUACGAAGAUUCACUAAAUUCCAUUCCAAAAACUUCAAGCAAACAAAUUUUCAGCAUGUCAGGCCGUGACGGUGGUAAGAAGAAGCCCCUGAAGGCCCCUAAGAAGGAUGCAAAGGAGCUGGACGACGACGACAUGGCCUUCAAGCAGAAGCAGAAGGAGCAGCAGAAGGCCUUGGCCGAGGCAGCAAAAAAAGCAGGCCAGAAAGGUCCUUUGGUCACUGGUGGCAUCAAAAAAUCUGGAAAGAAGUGAACAUUCAGACUUGCGCUUCUUUAAAAUCAUGAAAACAUUUUUUAAUCAAUAUUUUUACGUUCCUCACACCUCUGUAAGUCAGACCGAUGUCUAAUAUUAAUAAAUCCACACAAGUGUUCAUUUGUAAAUAAACAAUCAAUUGAACAACGUCA
Molecule: messenger RNA, 446 nt
Organism: Fopius arisanus
Lineage: Eukaryota; Metazoa; Arthropoda; Insecta; Hymenoptera; Braconidae
Product: translation machinery-associated protein 7 homolog
Exons: 2
Coding region: 100-294 (64 amino acids)
Source: RefSeq, a predicted model, not a curated record